AUGAUAGUUGCAAAAAUUGCAAUUCUGUUUUUCUUCCUCCUAAGUUGCCCAACCUACCUAACCACCAACGAAGAAAGCAAACAAGUAAUCAUCCUGAACGAUGAAAUAACAACUAUAACAAGUCCCGUACAUUGUAUCGCCGAUACUUAUUUCAUCUUCCGAAAUGAAUUGUACAAAAUCUGCAUACAACACGUCAAUAAGGGAAGGACGGAGAUCCAUGUCAUCGUGCAGAAAAAAGCCAAGAACAAAUGGGAAACGAAACAGAAGCUCUUCGAAGAUAAAAUGUGGUUCCAUCUUCCAUUCGUUUUUAAUUUCGUACAGAAUGAUGAAAUUAUUAUUUUAGUUUGCAGAUAUAAAGGUAUGACCAAAGGGGAAGGAGUCGCUUGUGAUCGUUGGAGUAGCACCACGGGUACCAAUUACAAUAAAGGCAAUAUUAACAUAGAUGCACAAGCCCUUACCAAGAUGAAUCUAGACUCAUAUGCAUCAUUUCCUAUACCAAUUAAAGAUAAAGCAAUUAUUCACAUCUGUGGAGUACAUUCUUACGAAUACCAAAAUGUCAACCAAAAUAAUUUCAUUUCUUGUCUUGCCAGUGAAGACAAGGGAACAACUUGGGGUGAUAUAAAAAUUCACAUAUACUAUGAUCAGUUUCAAGAAGGAGUUCCAUACUUCUACCUUCGUCCCCUUGUUUUUAAUGACGAGUUUGGGUUCUACUUAUACUCCCGAAUAAGCUCGAACAACGCGGACCGGGGAGGUAAAUAUAUGAAGUGUAUCCUAAACCCGACGAACUCAAGAAAUAAGGAAUAUACUUUCAAAUGUACGAAUGUCAAUCUCAUUAAAGAGGACAAGUCUCUUCAAAACAUUACUAAGCUAAACGGAUACUACGUAACCAGUUACGCCAAGAAAAACAAUUUCAAUGAAUGCUACCUAUACUACACAGAAAAUAAUGCAAUCGUUGUGAAACCCAAAGUGCAGAACUAUGAACUUAAUGGUUGCUACGGAGGCUCUUUUGUAAAAUUCAAUGAGUCCAAAGCGCUCUUCAUCUAUUCCACUGGACACGGUGUUCAGAAUAUUCACACCCUUCACUACGCAAGGUAUGAGUGA
Plasmodium knowlesi strain H is the source of this 1101-nucleotide messenger RNA. RefSeq names its product cysteine-rich protective antigen. The record is from RefSeq and is a predicted model, not a curated record. NCBI's taxonomy places the organism in Eukaryota, Apicomplexa, Aconoidasida, Haemosporida, Plasmodiidae. Bases 1 to 1101 code for a protein of 366 amino acids. The transcript has 2 exons.